Octodon degus (degu) is the source of this 514-nucleotide messenger RNA. RefSeq names its product IQ motif containing F1 (gene Iqcf1). The record is from RefSeq and is a predicted model, not a curated record. The transcript is spliced from 2 exons. Lineage: Eukaryota; Metazoa; Chordata; Mammalia; Rodentia; Octodontidae. Gene Ontology annotation, molecular function: calmodulin binding. Bases 80 to 514 code for a protein of 144 amino acids.
CUCUCUGCUCAUGCUAUGGCUGGAGGAAUACAAGACUCGAAGGGAUUGGAACCAUCUCUAUCCAUCCUCCAUGUGACCAAUGUCCCAAGAAGACCCAAAAGUGAUGUCAACUAUAAAGAUCCAGGCCUGGUGGCGGGGCACCCUGGUACGUCGGGCAUUGCUGCACGCGGCCCUCAGGGCCUGGGUCAUUCAGUGCUGGUGGCGGACGAUUCUGGCAAAGCUUUUGGAGAAGAGACGGAAUGAGAUGCUGAAAACAUUUUUAAAAGAGGAGCAGGCAGCGGUCAGACUGCAGUCCUGGGUCCGCAUGUGGCGUGCUCGCCAGCACUACUGCCAAGUACUCAGUGCUGUCCGUGUCAUCCAGACCUUCUGGAGGGGCCACACCUGUACUUCCCGGGGUCUCAUCAAGGGCCACUACCGAGUCACUACCAGGGAGCUGCAUCUCGAGCUGGAGAUCUUGCUGGGCUCAGGGCCUUGCAUUAUGACGGAGUGUAUUCCCCUCCCAAUAAAGCAGUGA